AUGGCGAGAUUCCGGGGUGUCUCGGGCAGAGGCUCGGGAUCGGGCCGGGUCCUGCGAGAUGUUGGCGAGGCGGACGGGCUCGCGCUCUGCAAAAAUGCUUCAUUACCGGCGCAGCGGUCCGUUGAGAUGAUUGUCCAGGGAGAUGACUUGGGUUCUGGGUGCGUCGACGGGAAUAGGGAAGUAAUGCUUCAUGGCAUCAGCGACGUCAAGGGGUCCAGCACCGCACCCUGGGCGAUACAGGAGGCAUUGUUUUGGUUCUGGGUACGGCCAGAUGUGCGGUCUCGCGCGGUCUCAGUCAAAGAUGUCGACAUUGGCGAGCGGUGCUGGAUGGUCCGGUCCCGGAGACCAAAUCCUCGCGAUAUUGCGAAGAACCUGAGCUUUGCCUCGUCUGUCCGCAUGGCCGUCUCCUUGCUCCUCUUCCUCCUGGAGGGCGUCAUGAGCGUCAAAGCAGACUGCUCACCUUAUCCGAUUUCCCUCCCCAUUGGCAACGUGACUCUGUCAAAUGGCAAAGUUGCGAGAGGAUUGAACUUGGCUGUUGGGUCUCCCGCGCAAACUUUUGCUUUCAUGCCGCACUGUGAAAAAAAUGGGAGCUUGCUGUACGGAAAUGAUGGUUACUGCAAUCUGGAGCAAGCGGAUAUCACGUCCAAAGAUAGCUGCACGUCAUAUCGGGGCGGCGCUUACGACUCCAUUGAAUCCAUAACUCGCAAGACAGCCGAUCUCGACACGUUUCCAGACGACGGAAACUUGGCACAGCUCGACCCCAUUACAGACACUUUGAAACUUAACGAUAACGUCACUCUGGAGAAUGUCCAGUUCGGCAUUGCAAAGAGCGCUAUGCGCGGCCAAGGAUACCCCUCCCAGGUCGUUAUCGGGCUCGGCUCACGUUCUCCCUUUUUGCAAGCCUUGAAGUCGUCGAGUAAAAUAGCUUCGCGGUCCUGGAGUUUCUUCUGGGGCAGGGGCUUUGGUAUGGAAUCUCAAUUCAACGGCCACGUCGUUUUCGGGGGUUACGACCGAGCCAAGAUAAAGGGCAAACGAUACACGCAACCAUUGGCGGAUAGCAGCUCACCAUGCGGUUCGAGAUUGGUGGUGACUAUCUCAGACCUGAAGCUCAACUUUCCAAACGGCUCGGAAUCCAGCCUCUUCUCGCCGAGUUUACGUCCUAUUGACGUAUGCGUCAGCCCCCACUCGCCCUUUGUAAUGACGAUGCCCUAUAACCCUGUCUUCAUGUACUUCUUAGAUCAGACGGGUAGUAGCAUGUUGAACUUCACUCGCAGUCUCGACUAUCAUGAUUAUGACAUGAGAUACAUUGCCCCAAGUCGUCCAUUUGUUGGAGACUUCACUGUUUCCCUGUCUUCCGGCCUCAAUAUCCGCAUACCGAACGAAUACUUGGUGAUACCUCACGUAUCUCUCGACAAAACCACAGGAGACACCCUCGUCAAUACGACAGGCCCAGAUCUUCUCUUCAACUCGUUACAGGCGGACAAUGCAAAUGACAUGCCGCAGCUGGGCUGGCAAUUCCUUGCCGCGGCAUACCUCCAGGUCAAUCAAGAGGCCUCGCAAUUCUCACUCUGGGAGGCGAACCCUACUCCGAACGAGGACCUGGUGGCCGUCGACGCCGACGACAAGGACGUGACCAAUUUCUGCAGAAAAGACGGGAGCGACGCCGACAGCGGCGGUAACUCGUCUCCGUCCCCGUCUCCGCAGCCGGCACCCAGCGAUUCUUACUCCACAGGUACCAUCGUAGGAAUCGCCGUCGGAGCCGGCGCAGCUGUCCUUCUCGCGGUGGGCGUAGCGGUUUGGUUUUGGUUUUGGAGAAGAAAGAAGAAGAAGGCGCAAGCCGAGGUGACGCAAUGGAGCGUUGGCGCACCUGUGAACGGUGGAGGUUUCACGAAUACAGAGAAUCCGGAACAGCACCAUUAUUCAAGCUCUUACAACGUGUACGCAAAAGCCGAACUGACAGCGGAAGAGAGCAUCACCGGGCCACGGUACGAAAUGGCUGGCUGA
This is a messenger RNA of Colletotrichum orchidophilum, 2004 nucleotides long. RefSeq lists its product as uncharacterized. The record is from RefSeq and is a predicted model, not a curated record. The transcript is spliced from 4 exons. NCBI's taxonomy places the organism in Eukaryota, Fungi, Ascomycota, Sordariomycetes, Glomerellales, Glomerellaceae. Bases 1 to 2004 code for a protein of 667 amino acids.